AUGUACAAUCAGAGCUUGAUGCUACAGAAACAGAAAGCGACGCAGCCUACCACAAAACCUAAAUCUAGCAAUGAAACUAUGGAGGAGAAAGGGUUUUCUCUUCUUCAUAUUAGCUCAGAUAUGGUUCAGGGGAUUAAUUCAUCCGAGAAGAUGGGUGGAGGUGAAGGGAUUAAGACGAAUGCAACCGUAAUAUGUGCACCGAUAAUGGCGGAUACGGUGGAUCAGAUGUUGAUUCAAAUGAAUUCAGCGAAAUCAUAUGGUGCUGACCUCGUACUGAAGAGGGAAAAUCGCCAAGGUGCUCUCAUUCCAAUGGCAAUGGACACCUUUCGAACUGAUUUGCUACUCCUCGCAAGUACAAACAUUGAUGGUGUUUGCUAUAUUGAGACUGCAAAUCUUGAUGGUGAAACAAAUCUUAUGAUCAGUAAAGCUUUAGAGAAGACAUGGGAUUAUUUGACUCCUGAGAAAGCCUCCGAAAUUAAAGGUAAUGAUGAAUUCCAUGAAUGUUCAUUCCAAGAGGAAUACACUGGAGAGGAAACUUGA
This is a messenger RNA of Lactuca saligna, 540 nucleotides long. Lineage: Eukaryota; Viridiplantae; Streptophyta; Magnoliopsida; Asterales; Asteraceae. The record is from the annotation of a GenBank genome assembly.